This is a messenger RNA of Onthophagus taurus, 960 nucleotides long. The record is from RefSeq and is a predicted model, not a curated record. NCBI's taxonomy places the organism in Eukaryota, Metazoa, Arthropoda, Insecta, Coleoptera, Scarabaeidae.
CCCUGAAUUAAAAGUAAAACAAGAUGUAUCUACUAGAUGGAACUCUACUUUAAUUAUGGCAGAAAGACUAUUAGCGAUUAAAGACCCAUUAUCAGCCGCCAUUACAUCGCUACCAAGAGCUCCAGAAUUUAUUACAGCAACAGAAUGGGAUCUGCUGAUAGAUGUGGUAUCCAUUUUGAAGCCAUUUGAAAAAAUAACUAUUGAAUUAUCAGGCGAAAAAUAUAUAACAAUGUCUUUAAUUAUUCCUCUUAUAAGAUGUCUACAGCAUUCGCUAAAAAGCCGCAUUCCUAAAACGACCAGUGCAGAAUCUUUAAAACUUGUUUUACAAGAUAAUGUUAGAACACGACUUGGGAUCUUAGAAACAAAUUUACUUUGCUCAAAAGCAACGUUUUUAGAUCCUAGAUUUAAAAAAGCAGCUUUUAGUGUUGCAGAAAAUGGUGACAUAGUUCAAAAAUUAAUUAUUGAAGAAAUAUCCUCUAUUUUACAAAAUAAAGGUGAGACAAUUGAAAAACAGACCAUAGAAACUACAACUGACAAUACUGAUGAUAAAGAAAACAUUUGGUCACACUUUGAUCAAGAAAUUGUCACUUUAAAAAGUAUUUCAACACCAUGCACGACUGCAGCAUUGAUGGUUACACAAUAUUUAGAGAUCUCGCUUGUAGCACGAACUCAAAAUCCGAUUGAAUUUUGGAAGCGCUACAAAAGUGUACUUCCUGAAAUAUAUCAACUGCAUAAAAGAUAUUCAUGCAUUCCAGCUACCUCAGUUCCUUCAGAACGAGUAUUUUCCAAAGCUGGACAAAUUAUAAAUGAACGCCGAAACAGACUCUCUGGGAAAAACCUCGACAUGAUUAUUUUUUUAAAUAGUAAUAUAAAUUUGUUUAAUUAAUAUAUUUGUCAUUUUUGUCAUACAUUUUUACUAGAAUAGUGUAUUUGUUUUAUAAAUAAAUUAUUUAACGUGUA